AUGACGGACUUCGAUAUGGAGGAUACGCAGAACUCGGCCCCAGGCACCUUGCCCGCUGCACAGGCUUCGAAGCUCAGUGCUCCAAGAAAGGGCCCCGAUGCUCAAAGUACCACCAAGAGACUACAAACCGAGUUGAUGCAGCUCAUGACCUCCUCCGCUCCUGGCAUCUCCGCCUUCCCAUCCGCUGAUGGUAACCUCCUCUCCUGGACCGCCACUAUUGAAGGCCCCGACGACACCCCAUACGCCAACCUGACUUUCAAGCUCUCCUUCGCCUUCCCCUCCAACUACCCAUACGCCCCACCAACCGUCCUCUUCAAGACCCCCAUCUACCACCCGAAUGUCGACUUCUCCGGCCGCAUCUGCUUGGAUAUCCUGAAGGACAAAUGGACUGCUGCCUACAACAUCCAGACUGUCCUGUUGAGUUUGCAAAGCUUGCUUGGUGAGCCAAACAACGCGUCUCCCUUGAACGGCGAGGCUGCUGAGCUGUGGGACAAGGAUAUGGAGGAGUUCAAGAAGAAGGUUCUUGGCCGCCAUGAGGACAUUGACGACGAGUAG
Drepanopeziza brunnea f. sp. 'multigermtubi' MB_m1 is the source of this 555-nucleotide messenger RNA. RefSeq lists its product as uncharacterized. The record is from RefSeq and is a predicted model, not a curated record. NCBI's taxonomy places the organism in Eukaryota, Fungi, Ascomycota, Leotiomycetes, Helotiales, Drepanopezizaceae.